This is a messenger RNA of Pipistrellus kuhlii (Kuhl's pipistrelle), 1560 nucleotides long. RefSeq names its product chromosome unknown C6orf118 homolog (gene CUNH6orf118). The record is from RefSeq and is a predicted model, not a curated record. NCBI's taxonomy places the organism in Eukaryota, Metazoa, Chordata, Mammalia, Chiroptera, Vespertilionidae. The transcript is spliced from 10 exons. The coding region runs from base 1 to 1560 and encodes 519 amino acids.
AUGGUCCGGUCCCCCAGACCUGCCAGCGCCCGCCAGGCCACCCCUUCAUCUCCGCCUCGGGCGGCGGGCAGCUGCGGUCCUGGCAGCCAGUGGCAGGAGCCCUCUCCCUGCGCAGCGGGCCAGCCAUGGAGACGCCAGGCGGCCAGGAGAGUGGACGCACUGUGGAACCUCAGGAGCCUCCUGCAGAGGCUGGAGAAAGGCCAGCACCGUGACAUCGCCCUCUACACCGCCGGACACCUGAACCCCGACAACCUCUACCGGCCCCCCGAGAAGGUCGUGUGCCACUGGCGCAACGCCCGCCGGCCCCUGCUGCCCAGGCGCGUGGCCAGCCCGGCGGCCAGGACGGCAGCCAUGAAGGAGGCGCUGGCGCGCUUCGCCCUGCACACGGCGCUGCGGCCCAGCGAGGCCCCGGGCACCCCGCUCUGCCGGUACCUGCACCCGCCGGCCGCCGCGCCCCCCGCGGAGGAGGAGGAGGAGGAGGAGGAGGAGGAGGGCCUGGGCCCGCCGCGCCCGCGGGAGGAGCUCACCUGGCCGGAGGUGUGGGUGCUGCGGCCCCAGGCCGCGCGGUCCAGCCGCCAGUGCGCGCUGCCCCCGGGCCCCGACCGGUACCAACGCCUCACCGCCUACCUGGCCGGCCUCACCCGCGCCGACCGGCUCGCCAAGUUCCUGCACUUCCAGCGCCGCGUGCUGGCCACGCAGGACCUCCGCCAGCCGGCCUUCACCGGCGCCCGGGCCGCCCGGCGCCUCGAGAGCAAGCUGGAGCAGGAGCUCCAGGCGGUGUGCGAGUGUGACCCGCAGGAGCUGCACCGGCUGGAGGUGUGCAGCCGGGCCUUUGAGGACAUCUGCAGCAGCUCCCUGCUGUUCGGCGGCAUCCUGAGAGAGGUGAAGGAUGAAUACGAGCUCUACAUGGCCAUCCUGCUGAGCGCGCAGCCCACGGCCACGUACCAGACGCUGAUGGAGGAGGCCCGGGGGCUGGCGAGCAGCUCGGUGAAGACGGUGGACGUCACCCAGGCCCGCGAGGAGCUGAGGGCGCUCAUGGCGGCCACCAACGCGGCCCUGGAGCGCAACGACAGGCUCAGGGGCGAGCUGGCCGAGGAGCAGCGGCAGCUGCAGUGCGCGCAGGAGCGGGCAGAAUCUUCUGAGAAAGAAGUGAGGGAGGGGGAGGAGCAGCUCACGCUCAUCGACAAGGUGGAGAGGAAGAGAUGCGAAGUCCUCCAGAAGCUGGACGAGAUCCGAGAUCUGGAGCGAGAGAUGAAAACCGCUCUGGUCCACACGGGGACUUUACAAGUCAUAGAGAGCAGGGUCAAGAGCAUCGAGACUGAAACUAUAAAAUUAGAAAGAGCAAAUAUAAUUUUAAAGAAGAAAAUAAAUGAUACGUACAGCCAGGUGAAGCAGUGCCUGGGGAAGAGCCUGCCGAGUGUGGAGGAGCAGCAUUCACAGGAUGCCUCACUCUCAGCCCACACGCUGCACACAUUUCACCAGGCAGACACACCUGCGGCGGCAGCCAGCGGGGCCGAGAAGGCGUCCGGCAGCGCCAGCAGCCCCCGCUGCCCCCUGUGA